UUAGAGGCUGACGUCGGCAUUGAAGUCAAUACGGUUACAGAAAUUGAAGCACGGAAGGAAGCAUUGAGUGCUUUGAUCGAAGACACAAGAACGUUGGAAGAUAAAUCAGACUUAAGUAUCCAACAAGCCAAGUUUGCAGUUUUACAGGAUAACCACAUGAGAAGUAUUGCUGACCGCUUGAAAGGAAUAAAAGAGGAGUUCAAUCUUUGCGCAAAGGUCCUACUUGAACAAUCAAGCGAAUUAAAAAGCAUUACCGCGGGAGUUCAUGCAAAUACAAAGGCAUUUGAAGCUUUACAAAAGGAACUAGUGCAACAAUCCGAACUGAUCCGUGGUAUCGAAGUUACUACUGUUAAGACCAACAUAGUUGUAACAAAAAGCUACAAAACGUUGAAAGACGUGGAGUGCGAUGUAAAAACGAUUCUACUGAUAUUCAAGGAAAUUCUAAAGUAUAAUAGACCUCACGCCAGAAAUAUUAAUGGGACGAUUGUUGCUUAAAUAAUGGGGGCAGCUAACGAAAAGCAUUUAUCAAAUGAAAUUGUACAGGCAAUCCGCAGUCAAAAAUUUAAUCCCGAUCAAGAAGCUAACGGUGAUAUUGACACUGUUCUUAUGGAUGUAAUAAAAGCUGUUGAAACGGACGGAGAUGAAAUGAUCGAUGUCCGACCUGGUAGCAUAAUCAUUAAGAUCCUAUGCCAGUCCAUGUCCAACUGGAUAAACUUAUGCGAGAAAUGCAUUGAUGGCAGGAUGACACAGCUGUUCAAAUCGUUACAAGAUCACUUGAGAAAAAGCACAAGCUUUGGAAAUCUAACAAUUACGGUCGACAUGUUGGAAUCAGAUUUUAUUGAAUCAGUUGACACAAUUGUCAAGCAGUUAUAUCCAUACAUGAUUGCUGCCUUACCUCACAACAUAGAAAUGCACCGUCCAGAUGGAAUUGAAAACACAAAAAAUGUACAGCAUAUGAAUGCUAUGUUAAAGUGUCUGCUGGAAAAAUCACACCAGUAUUCCCAUCAAAAACCACAAAUGCAGAUCGACAAUGGUCUAACAACAUGGUUCACAGUUGACCAAACUUGCAUGGAAACCAAAACCCAUCAGAAUGAAACACCGCCGACAAGUGAAACUUUGUUGGUUCAAAACACCUUUUCAGGGAGGCACACAGACCUAAACGUUAAGGAAGAUGUAAAAUCGACCGACUUGGAAGCUUGUGAUCGUAAAAUUGAUAUAAAUUGCGGCAGUGAUGGGCCAGAAAACGGAAAUAUACAGAAUGUCAUGUCUUCCGGACAUGACGCAACACAACAGGACAUGGAAAAAGAUCACUUAAACAAACAGGAAGAAAACGCUGAACUGAUCUGUGAAAUUGCAGAGUUGUGUAAUCGGCCGGACAGAAAAGAUCCAGAGGUUCUUCUUCUUCUGGGCAGCGUCGGUGCAGGAAAGAGUGCAUUGGUGAACACCAUCAUCAAAGCCAUGACGGGAAAAUAUAUUCACAAAGCCAAAGCUGGUUACGGGAACGUGGCAUCAAAAACACUGGCAUUUGAAUGGUUUGAAAACUGUGGGAUUGAGAAGUAUGAUCUCCAAGGUCUACAAAAAGAAGCAUUUUCCAAUUGUCUGCAUAAGUUGCCUAACAUCAUAAUCGUUCCAGGGAUGAGUGUUGAGCAAUCUGCCAACAUACGCGAAUUACUCGAGGCAGUAUUUGGAGGAUUCAUUCCUCCCAGAACAUCGGUUAAGUACUUACAAAAGUUGCAGAAAGAUUAUGGUGUAGAUUGCUUACAAAAAAUGUACCCGAGCAAUAGCAAGGAAUGGGCGGUAACAAGAGUUGUGUUUGUUGCAAGUGCCUUUCAAUCACUGCCGACUGCAUUAGUCGAAAUCGUCCGAAGUUUAUUAGAAACUCACGACCAGGCAACAGGAUAUUUCAAAUACAAUAUUGACCUGUUCGUAGUCAUCACAAAGUGUGAUUUGGUGGAAGGGUUCAACACUUCUGAAAAGACAUCAGACUCAAACAUGAUUAAACGGCAUCAGUUUAAGGAGAUGGAGAAUGAAGUUGCCAAAGAGUUCAGCAUAGGCGGUGCUAUGGAACAUAACAGCAUCCGUUGGCAAAGCUAUGUGGACGGCCGAUGUUUGGACGAUCCGUACAUCGACAACAUAGCUCUCAAAUUCGUGAGGCAGAUGAUGCAACCUAGACGAAGAAGACAUCCGGUUGAGAGUGAUAAAACGCCUGUGCUUACACCACAAAAGAUGUUUUUAUUUAAACUGACGAAGGCGGUAAAUGACAUGAAUGCGGAUGAGAAACUAGCCUUUUUGGUCGGUAUUUUUGUGGCUUUGGUUGUUGUGUACGUGUCGUUGUCUCAAACCGUUAAGACAGCUAGCUGAUUUGAAAGCUUGACAACACCGGCAUUCGUUUUGCCAAUAUAUUGUGUUUUGUUAAUACCGGUGUAAAAUACAUACAAAUAUGUAUUAAAUAGUAUUUUAUGAUUUAAUAUACAUGUAUUGAUUUUUUUGUUAUGAUGUUUUAAUUGAUGUUAAAUACUCGUCCGAAUGGAUACAUGUGUUGUUGUUGUAAUAAUGAUAUUGUCAUUGAUGUUUAACAUUCGGCAAUGAAAAAUUUAUUUUCGUAUUGCUGUUUUAUGUCUUCACUGAGGUUAUUCAUUCGACGAUCAAUGGAUACUUGUACUGAUGUUGUAUUAAUGAUGUUUUUAUUAACGGUUCAUCAUUCGACAGCGACUGGAUUCGACACCCUUGAAGUUAGACAGUGGUAUUUAUCUAAUGUUUACGUAUUGUCAUGACAUUUUUACAAAAUCAAUUUAGACUGCAAAUUCAAUCGCUUUGUCCUUACUUCAUCUACAUGUGUUCUUGUCAUGAAAUGUAAGUUUCAGUAACAUUUCCAUUUGAAUGUGUUGAUAUCAUAUUAUGACAUUUGCGUGUGUGAAACAUUUUAAUGAGAUAUAUUGACAAUUGUUUUGCAAUUGAACGAAUGUCUGUUUAAUCAAUAUGGUAAACAAUUCAUAGCUUAUUUAACACAUUUAAGGCUCUCAAUAAGCAAACGUUGUGAACAUAUUUUGGUAUCGUAUUAUUUUUCAAUGAUAAACACAAAAAAAAUAUAUGUCUUAUGCCAAUUUUAUGUUUUAAUGGAAUUGUGUCUGUUUGGUGUAAUGCAAAAUGUACAAAUUGUUGAAAGGUAUUCAUAAAACUGUAAGCGAAUGCCAAGCACAUGUAUGCAGGGUUAGCUUUCUUUGAAUCUCUUUGACGAUCGGUAUGUCUGUCCGUCCGUCCGUCGAUCAGUGGAUUCCAAAUUUUGUCCGCUCUCAAACAAGCCGUUGCAUUUAGUGAUUUUUAAAUACCUUUACUACACACACAUUAUCCAGUUUGAGAAGGCAAGAAAACAAGCAUGCAUGAAACACAAGGCUGUCUUUUAGACAUCGGUCACACGUUCAGGUAACAUUUAAACUCUUCACAACCACUAAAAUCAGUAUCAACGUGAUAUAUAUUGAGUUAUUGACCAUCUGUUAUUCAAGCCUAUUUACGCACAUUACUUAUAUACGCAGAAAUCAUUAGAUCGAUUGUGCUCUCCUGUGGUUUUGAAUAUUCAGUUAUAGUAAGGAACGUUUACGAAUGGUUUCCACCUGAAUACAAUUCAGAAAAUGGAAGACUCUUCGAUUGACAUAAUCCAUAAAAUUACACAUUCAUGCAACACAAAAAAUGUUGUAGAUCAACAAUUCAAUCUUCGUUUACAUAAAGCAUUGUUGUAAAACAUUCAUAUCGAUAUGUUCAUGCAUAUGAUGCUUCUAUAGCCAGUAAAAUAAACAUGGAAUGUAUUUCAAAAAUCUAGGAAUUACCUAGAUAGAGUCACUCUCUUUGUUUUUAAACUCUCAUGGUCGUGUUUGCGUUCUUUUGCGUUCUUUCUGUAAAGGAUUGUAUACAAAACAGGUGGAAUGAUGCGUUUACGAAUAAAAACACGUACGUC
This is a messenger RNA of Dreissena polymorpha, 3952 nucleotides long. RefSeq lists its product as uncharacterized. Lineage: Eukaryota; Metazoa; Mollusca; Bivalvia; Myida; Dreissenidae. The record is from RefSeq and is a predicted model, not a curated record.